CAACAGUGCCUUCUAUGUCCAGGGAUGACAACUACAUUAUCAGAAGGGACCAUCUCAUCAUCAAGCUGCAUCGAACUGGAUGCAUGUGUCAGCAAUCCGUGUGGCAAUGGCGGCGUCUGUAACAGACUGAUUGACGGUUACACGUGCGUCUGUCUGUCGGGUUUCAUCGGCGACAACUGUGAAGUGAACAUAGACGACUGCGCGAGAAAUCCCUGUCUAAACAACGGAACCUGCGUAGAUGGGAUUGACACUUACUCUUGCGUAUGCAGCCAGGGUUAUACAGGUAACACUUGUGAGGAAGACAUUGACGACUGUCAACAUCUACCGUGCCUCAAUAACGGGGCAUGUGAAGAUCUAGUAGGCAGUUUUAUCUGUCACUGUCAACCGGGCUUUAUGGGAGCCACGUGUGAAAUUACAGUUGAUGCUUGCUACCAUCAUGAAUGUAAAAACAGUGCAACGUGUGUUAGUCAGGAUACGUCAUACGAGUGUGUCUGUCCAAAUGGCUUCACAGGAGAUUUGUGUGAGACAAACAUAGAUGACUGUCGCGGAAACCCUUGUCUUCACAACGGCGUGUGCGUUGAUGGUGUCAUGGACUUCACAUGUCUGUGCACCAUGGGCUACACGGGUAGUUUGUGCGAGGUUGAUGUGGAUCUUUGUGACUCGGGACCUUGUCUAAACAGCGGUACUUGCGUAGACCUUGGAGACGACUUUGCUUGCCAGUGUGUCGAAGGACUGUCGGGGAAAACAUGCGAGUCACCUAGAGAUCCGUGUUCAGUUCAACCGUGUCUCAACGGUGGCAGCUGUACGGUGCAACCGCAAACGGGUGACUACGUCUGUAGCUGUGCACAAGGCUUCGCAGGCAUACAAUGUGAAAUAGACAUCGACGAGUGCGCAUCUGGACCCUGUUCGAAUGACGCUAUUUGUUUAGACGGGAUAAAUCAGUAUUCCUGCGCCUGCACCAAUGGCUUUGUUGGUCACAACUGUGAAGAAGCAGUAGACCACUGUGCUUCAUCCCCGUGCGGCAACAACUCCACCUGCCUCUCUGAACGAGAUGGGUACCGCUGUAUCUGUCCUCCUACAGCCACAGGACCGACAUGUGGUACUCCUGUAGAUCUCUGUACAUCAUCGCCAUGUGUAAACAAUGGGUCAUGUGUAGUAGAUGGCAACGGCUACACCUGUUAUUGCAGUCCUGAUUUCACAGGACCCACGUGUGAUACAGAAGAGGAUAGUUGCGAGGAUGACCCUUGCGCAAACGGCGGGCUAUGUACCGAUGGCUUUGGUACCUUCUCCUGCGCCUGCCCCGACGGCUACACUGGCUUAACGUGCGAACAGGAGAUCAACGAAUGCACCAGCAAUCCGUGUCAAAACUCGGGCGUAUGCGUCGACAAGGAAGCCGGAUACGAUUGCUUGUGCCCCAAAGGUACCUCAGGCAACCAUUGCGAAGAGAACUUUGACGACUGCCACAACGUAACUUGCCUUAAUGGCGGUUCGUGUAUUGACCUUGUAAGCGCAUUCCUCUGUAACUGCUCCCCAGGGUACGAAGGGAAAUUUUGCGAGAGCGAAAUCAACGAGUGUAACAUCUAUCCCUGCAGAAACGCAAGAUCCUGCCGGGAUCUUCUGAACGACUAUGAGUGUGAAUGUGAACCAGGAUGGACGGGUAAGAACUGCGAGACGAAUAUCGAUGACUGUUUCCCGAAUCCUUGUGGCAACGGCGGGGUAUGUCAUGACCGUGUGAACAGCUACACAUGCUCGUGCUUGGGCGGGUUUUCGGGGCUCCAUUGUGAAGUCAACAUUGACGAAUGCAUGGAGGUUCAAUGCGAAAACAAUGGUACUUGCGUUGACGGUGUAGGGACUGCGUCUUGCGUCUGCGGGUUAGGCUGGACAGGUACAAACUGUCAAGUGGAGAUUGACGAGUGUAGCUUGGAGCCUUGCAUGAACGGAGGAGGGUGUGUUGACACCAUCGGGUCAUUUGUCUGCAACUGCGUCGACGGUUUUACGGGAAGGCUCUGUGAAGAAGACAUAAACGAUUGCGACAUACCAAGAUGCAUGAACGGCGGAACAUGCGUAGAUCAGGUUGCCAGGUACAUGUGUAGGUGCCCUCCAGGCUAUACCGGUACAAACUGUGAAGUCAACAUCAACGAAUGUUCGUCACAGCCUUGCAGGAACGGCGGGCAAUGUAUUGAUGAAUCCGAUGGUUUUAUCUGCGUCUGUCCUCAGGGAUUUUCGGGUCGAACAUGUGAUGUCAACAUAGACGACUGCAUUCCCAACAUGUGCGAGAAUGGAGCAACCUGUCUGGACGGGAUCGGUGACUACACCUGCAUUUGCAAACUAGGAUUCAGUGGCCGUCGUUGUGAAGUAGAUGUUGAUGACUGUGCCAGUCGUCCUUGUGAGAACACCGCAACUUGCCUGGAUGGAGUCAAUGAGUACACUUGCCUAUGCCCACCGGGAUAUUCUGGGGUGAGGUGUGAAUAUGCCCUUCCUACAGACUUCGACAUCCAUGUGACCUCAUCAGACAGCAAUCACUACUCAGAGGUUUCCAAGCAAAACAUCCACAGCAUGUCUGCCAUUGCCUGGUGGAUGCGUGUAAUGGACGCGCCAAACAACUACGCCCCGGUAACAGUGGCCGUCACAAGGAAUAACAGUGACGCGAGGGAACCUUUGUUCAUUGUACAAAACCCAAACCGCAUUGAGCUUGUUUUAUCGGGUACUAUUAUCCAGUCGUCUGUGAACUGUGCCGAUGGCGGAUGGCAUCACGUGGCCGUCUCAUAUGAGCCUGCGUCAGAGGUACUGGCUCUUUACGUCGACGGAAUGAUGGAAAACACAACCCGCGUACCCAGUCUCCAAAACUCGUCACCAGCCGACGGUUUUGUCGUCUCUGUGGCCACUGGGGUGACCAAUGCUAACAUCGGAGACUCCGCGUUUCAAGGGGAGAUCAGCCAGCUGAACGCAUGGGCACGAGAGUUGUCGCAGUCCGAGAUUGUGGAACUCAGCAGUACCUGUCAGACAGUGGCCGUAGGGGAUGCUGUUGCGUGGUCUGACUUCGUCGAUGCUACACAGACGGAUCCACAGUAUGGUGCCAUUUCGUCGCCGUCAGUUUGUGACUCUGAAGACCAAUGUGAAAGCUCUCCGUGUUUGAACGGUGGUACUUGCAGGGACGGAUAUCUUACCUUCACCUGCACGUGUCCUCACAGCCACGUGGGACAACGUUGUGAGACUCAACUCAACCCCUGUGAUGGGAACCUGUGUCAGAACGGUGCCGCCUGCGUAGCUGACGUGACAAGCAUGACAUAUACCUGCAGCUGUCCUGAAGGGUGUUCAGGAGAUUUGUGUAACGUGCUGUCAGUUAAUGGUGGCUGGAGCGAGUGGAGCCAGUGGAGUGCUUGUACUGCCACUUGUGGCAACUCAACACGCUCCCGACAGCGUCUGUGCAACAACCCUCCUCCGCUAGGCGGCGGGAACCCAUGUACCGGAGUUUCUCUGGAGACAGAGGCGUGUGUUAACAUACCAGACUGUACUCGUAUGUGA
Messenger RNA from Branchiostoma floridae (Florida lancelet), 3525 nucleotides. RefSeq names its product fibropellin-1-like. NCBI's taxonomy places the organism in Eukaryota, Metazoa, Chordata, Leptocardii, Amphioxiformes, Branchiostomatidae. The transcript is spliced from 13 exons. The record is from RefSeq and is a predicted model, not a curated record. Gene Ontology annotation, cellular component: signaling receptor complex; plasma membrane; cell surface. Gene Ontology annotation, molecular function: calcium ion binding. Gene Ontology annotation, biological process: axon guidance; Notch signaling pathway. The coding region runs from base 25 to 3525 and encodes 1166 amino acids.